UACUAUCGGCGGUUAACAAGUUCUUAUCAUCUGCAAGCUCAAUCAUUCUAUAAGCUGUGCACUUCUCAAUAUGGAAGGACUUAUAAACAUAUUAAUGUGUUCAAUAUAUGCUCAGAUUUUCUAUUGCUUCGUUUUUUCAAAGCCAUGGCUUGACGUAAGAGUUUUGCGUUCCUCGCAUUUGGAAUUGUCCUGCAGUGAUAAUAUUGACAGUAACGGAACAACUUUAUGGUUUUUUCACAGGACUUUAAACGGAAAGCAAGAUAUGCAAAGCAUGUUUAAAAUAGUAUACAAUGAAACUGAUUCCAUUGUAAUCCAUCGGAAAAUAAUUGAAUCGACGCAGUGCGCAUAUAUAAAUCACACUGGUGUCAUCUGCAACAUAUCUGGCGAAGGGAUUGCUAACACAGGCGACAAAUGGCAAUGUUCGAAGUUCACAAACGAGAGUUCUUACAGCCGGAUCUUUACAUUACCAAGCCCGGGGCAAGUAGCUGAGGAAGGUCACAGCCUUGUCACAACAGAAGAAAUGGACAUGCUUAUAACGACGUCUGGUGGCAAAACUGAGACAAUAGUUAAAGUAGAUUCUGAGACAGGGAAAGAUAGCUCAGAAUGGAACAAAGACUCUACUAAAAUCAUAGCAGCAGCAGCGGGAAUAACGAUUUUCGUUGCAAUAAAUGUGUCUUUCUGCGUAUAUUGGAAAUAUAGACCUCGCCAAAUAGUAAUCAACAAUACGGACACAGGCAAGGACAAUACUACACCUAAACAAAUUGUAGUGAUGCCAUUAGACAGUCCUGAUAUGUAUAGCGACGUGCAAUACCAUGAAAUAUCGGAUGUACAGAUACUUCUUGCUGAAUGUGCUACUGCUAAAAAUACUUUGAGCGAAGCAAGAGUUGACAAUCCAAAUGAACCAACAUUUGAAGAUAGUGAAACCAUGGGACUAGCUCCUCAUAUACUGAGGCGGACAGAUAUGACUUUGCCAGUGUCUGGAAUUGGUGACACGGACAAAACUACGCUUGAACAAACUUCGUUUUUAGCAUUGGCCGAAAUAAAUAUGUCUGAUGUUGCUGAACUUGAAUCAGGAACGAAUAGGACGGACGUGAACAGUGUUCGCUACGAAAGUUUAGAUUCAACUCUCCGGGCUGAUGAAGAGCAAUACAGCACACCGGUAUAAACCAUCCGGACAUGUGAUUCUACAGAUACUUCAUACACAACAAAUCGAAAGGAUUUUGCAUUUGAUAUUUGAAUGUAACACAUUUAUCUAACGAUGUUUUUACGAUCGAAUAUAUAACUUGUAAAUCGUUGAGUAUUAUUAAUGUUCAAAUAUUUUCCUGAAUUGUGGUGUGAGGGGUUUUAAUUGUUAAUAAUUACAGAGGAAUAACAUUAUUAAGUUCUUUGGGGAAAUUAUUUACUAAAGACAUUAACAAUAGACUUAACAAUUGGGCUGAGCACUAUCAUGUCUACAUAGAGGCACAAGAAGGAUUCAGGCAAAAUAUGGGAACUGUUGAUAACAUUUUUGUGUUACACGGAGUAAUUAAUUAUUUAUUAAAUGAACAAAAAAGAUUGUAUGCCGUUUUUGUUGAUUUCACCAAAGCGUUCGAUUAUUUGGUUAGGGAUAUCAUAUGGUAUAAAUUGUUGAAGCUAGGCGUUAGAGGAAAAAUGCUUGAUAUCAUAAAAUCUAUGUAUACAAAUGUUAAAUCAAGAAUGAAAUUAGGUAAUACAAUAAGUAAUGAAGAUUGUUCCUGUUUUUUAGGAGUUAGACAGGGAGAAUCAUUAUCACCUUUCCUAUUUUCUAUUUAUUUGAACGACAUAGAAGAACAUUAUGUUAAAUGGUUUUAAAGGAAUAGAUAUUGGUAUGCUAAAAUUAUUUUUGUUAUUAUAUACAGAUGGCAUUGUAAUUAUGGCAGAAAAUGAGGAUGAACUAAUAAAAGGUCUGUCUUUGUUAGAGGAAUAUUGUGAUAGGUGGAAAUUAUAUGUUAACACAAAUAAAACAAAGGUUAUGGUUUUUAAAAAAGGGGGACAACUUAGGAGGGAUAUUAAAUUUGUUUACAAAGACCAAGCAUUAGAAAUUGUUAAAUCAUUUACAUAUUUAGGAAUUGUAUUCACUACAGGAGGAUCUUUUGCAAAUACCUUUGAAACACUUGCAGGCCAAAGGUUGUUUUCAAGCUUAACUCAUAUUUAAUAAAUUAUCCAAAAAUUUCAAUACUUACCAAAUUAGAAUUGUUUGAUCAGCUUGUUUUACGAAUUUUAAAUUAUGGGUCAGAAAUAUGGGACUUAACCGAGUCAAUGGCACUUGAAAGAGGUCACCUUAAUUUUUGCAAAAAACUUCUUGGCGUGAAAAUUCAAACACAAAAUAAUUGUGUAUAUGGGGAACUUGGAAGAACAUCCUUGAUAACUAAAAGAGCCAUAAAUGUAAUACCGUAUUGUUUGAAAAUUAUACAGUUAGAAGAUUAUAAGUAUGUGAAGUGUAUUUAUAGCCUCAUGUGUGAGAAUUUAAUAAAUAAACCAAAUAAACAUUCUUGGGCAAAAUCUGUAUGUAAUCUAUUGCAAACCUUAGGCUUCCAAUAUGCAUGGCUGAACCAAGAUGUAGGUGAUGAAAAGUGUUUUCUGUCUGUGGUAAAGUCUAGAUUAAAUGAUACAUUUAUUGAAAUUGGAUGUCAGAACUUGAUGAUUCAACAAGAGCAAUAAGUUACAGGCAGUUUUGUAAAUUUGAAAUCCCACCUUACUUAAAAAAAUAAUAGCAUAAAUAAGUUUAGAUAUGAUCUCUGUAGAUUAAGGGUUUCAUCCCAUAUAUUAGAAAUAGCAUCAGGCAGAUGGCACAAACCUGAAGCCAUACCAUUUCAAGAUAGUAAAGGUCAACAUUGCAAUGUCCUUGAGGAUGAAUAUCAUUUUUACUAGAAUGCUCUUUAUAUGAUGAUAUUAGGAAAUUGUAUAUAAAUAAAUAUUACUGGAAAAGACCAAAUAUGAUAAAAAUUUAUUGAAAUAAUACAAUCUGAUAAUACAAGUACCAACAGAAACUUAGCUAUGUAUGUACAUAAAGCAUUUAGUCAAAGAAUCCUGUAUAAAUAUUAUUAUGAUUAAUUGUAUAUAAUGCAUUACCCAAACUUGACUUCUCGUUCUCUACUCUAGUAGAUUCGUCUUUGUUGUUUUUUAUGUUACCGUUAUAGCAUUGAUUUUGAAAUAGAUUAUAAACGUUGUAAUCUAAAAAAUGUGUCCUUGACCUUUUCAUGUAUUGAUACAUGUACUUUAUUUAACAAAUUAUGAAAUUCAAUACUGAUCACAUGUCAUGCCUUUAUAUAUGUUACUAUGUUUUGAUCAUGUGUACUCAUGGACAGUUUGUCUAUUGUAUAUAUUGAAUAAACCUAUUAAUAGCCUCAGA
This is a messenger RNA of Dreissena polymorpha, 3370 nucleotides long. RefSeq lists its product as uncharacterized. Lineage: Eukaryota; Metazoa; Mollusca; Bivalvia; Myida; Dreissenidae. The transcript is spliced from 7 exons. The record is from RefSeq and is a predicted model, not a curated record. The coding region runs from base 71 to 1165 and encodes 364 amino acids.